This is a messenger RNA of Cannabis sativa, 2874 nucleotides long. RefSeq names its product receptor protein kinase TMK1. Gene Ontology annotation, biological process: protein phosphorylation. The transcript has 4 exons. Lineage: Eukaryota; Viridiplantae; Streptophyta; Magnoliopsida; Rosales; Cannabaceae. Gene Ontology annotation, molecular function: protein binding; ATP binding; protein kinase activity. The record is from RefSeq and is a predicted model, not a curated record. The coding region runs from base 152 to 2704 and encodes 850 amino acids.
AUAAUAGUUCAGGUGAAAUUUUCCAUUUAAAAAGUCUCAAUCUCAUAAUACAAAACAACCCAAAGUCGAAUCCCAUCAACCUACGCCACCUGACCAACAAAACAUACUCAAAUCCAUAAAACUCUUUUUCUUUACUUCAAAUCCAUAAAGAAUGGAACUUUCUCAACUUACUCAUCAAACUCCUCUUACCCUUUUCUUCUUCCUCUGUUUCAUCUUCACCACCACCACCAUUGCCGACGAUGAAUCAGCCGCCAUGGCAGACCUUCUGGCCUCAAUCUCACCCACCCCAUUAAGCUGGUCAAACUCGGUCAACUACUGUGAUAAUUGGAAAGGAAUCGAGUGCAGUUCCUCUGGAAAAGUCACCACCAUUAACUUAGCUAAUCACUCUCUAAUGGGAACUCUCCCUUCAAAUCUUAAUUCUCUCAAAAAACUCACUUUUCUUAAUUUACAAGGCAAUUCCUUAAAUGGGUCUUUGCCUUUGUUAUCUAAUCUCUCUUUACUCAAACAAAUCUAUCUUGAUAGUAACAAUUUCACUUCAGUACCUUCUGGAUGUUUCCAAGGACUUAAAAGUUUGUUAACUUUAAGUAUGAGCCAGAAUUCAAAUCUCAAUCCUUGGCAAUUUCCAACUGAACUUGUUGAUUCAUCCAACUUGGUUACUCUAUCAAUCUCUAGCUGUAACAUGUUUGGUUCAAUACCAGAUGUUUUUGAUUCAUUUCCCAAUUUGGAAAUCUUAAAGCUUUCGAAAAAUCGUUUGACAGGAUCUUUACCACAAAGUUUUGCUGUAACAAAGAUUCGAAUCCUCUGGCUCAAUGGUCAGCAGAGAGGUUUGUCUGGUACCAUUGAUGUGUUAUCGAAAAUGACAAAGUUGUACCAAGUUUGGCUACAAGAGAAUCAAAUGACAGGUCCGAUCUCGGACCUUUCGAAAUUGGACACCCUUUUUGAUCUUCAACUUCGUGAUAAUGUCUUCACAGGUGUAGUUCCAAGCACUCUGAUGUCUAUUUCGAGCUUGCGAAAUGUCACACUAUCUAACAACAUGUUGCAGGGUCCUCUCCCUUCAUUUCCAUCGACAUUAACCAAUGUUGAUCUCACCGGCACUAAUAGCUUUUGUAAAGACACUUGGGGACCUUGUGAUGAUCAAGUCAUGACUUUGCUUGAAGUUGCUAAAGAUUUGGGGUACCCUUUGGAAUUAGCAAACUCAUGGAAAGGAAAUGAUGCUUGUGAGAAUUGGAAGUAUGUUGAUUGUGAUUAUUCAGUUGGGAAUAAUAAUAAUAAUAAUAGUAAUAAUGUUGUAAGUGUUGAUUUUCAAAGGUGGCAAUUGUCUGGUUUGAUAUCCCCUGCUUUUGGUAAUCUCACAACUUUGAGAAGUUUGUUUUUGAAUGAUAAUAAUCUCACUGGUUCCAUACCAUUUAGCUUGACCCUUUUGACUCAACUUGAAAUUCUUGAUGUUUCUAAUAACAAUCUUUCUGGGGUGAUUCCUAUUUUUCCACCCAAAGUGAAGUUAAUUACUUUAGGUAAUCCUUUAUUGAAGAAAUCAAGGAACUUGAGAAAAGUUAAAGAAAGAAAGAUUGUGCUUAAAGCAGCUUUAGCUACAACAGCAUCUGUAAUUGGGGUACUCAUGAUUUUCUUGGUCUUAUGCUGGAGAAAGCUUUCAUGUUUGAGAAAGGAGAAAAAUCCUGCUCAGAGAAGUAUUGAGGAUUUUCUAAGGAGCUGUGGACCACUUCAAGUUAGAAGAUACAGUUAUUCUGAGGUUAAGAAAAUGACCAAUUCCUUCAAAGAAAAAUUAGGCCAAGGAGGCUUUGGUAGUGUCUACAAAGGAAAGAUCUUACAAGAUGGUUCACUUGUUGCUGUGAAACUUUUACAUGAAUUAAAAACAAAUGGAGAAGAAUUCAUCAAUGAAGUUGCAACCAUAAGUAGAACUUCACAUGUCAACAUUGUCUCUUUGUUGGGUUUUUGUUUUGAGGGUACUAAGAAAGCUCUCAUCUAUGAAUUCAUGGCCAAUGGAUCUCUUGAGAGGUUUGUCUUUGAAGAUAAUAAUAAAUUGGAUUGGGAUACAAAUUAUCAAAUCUCACUUGGGAUUGCUAGAGGAUUAGAGUACUUACACCGCGGUUGCAACACAAGGAUUUUGCAUUUCGAUAUUAAGCCUCACAAUAUUCUUCUCGACGCAGAUUUUGUGCCCAAAGUCUCUGAUUUCGGGCUAGCCAAGAUUUGUAACAGAAAAGAAAGUCUAAUCUCUGUGUUGGGUUUAAGAGGGACUAUUGGCUAUAUUGCUCCUGAAGUGUUUAGUAGAGUGUUUGGUGGGGUGUCAUAUAAGUCUGAUGUUUAUAGUUAUGGAAUGAUGGUUCUUGAAAUUGUGGGAGGGAGAAAGAAUGUUAAUGUUAGAGUUGAAAAUAGUAGUGAAAUAUAUUUUCCUCAUUGGGUUUAUAAUAGACUUGAGUUAGAUGAAGAGUUUAGUUUGAAGAGAAUAAGCAAUGAAGAAGAUAGAGUUAAAGUGAGAAAAAUGAUCAUAGUGAGUUUGUGGUGCAUACAAACUGACCCUUCAUGUAGGCCAACAAUGAGUAAAGUGAUAGAAAUGUUGGAAGGGAGUGUUGAUUUUUUGGAAUUACCACCUAAGCCUUUCUUGUCUUCACCUUCAAAAUUUACACCAGCUGAUCAAUCCUCUUCUUCUACAUCACCACUUUCUCAUUCCUAUACCUCAUUUUUGUAGUGGCAAAGUUGAAAAAGAAGUAAUGAGUUUUCUUUUAUUUGUGUUUAUGAAACAAGUUGUAAAUACUUAUGAUACUAAAGCAAGUUUGUAGUAACAACACAAUGUUUAAUUUUGGAAGUAUGUAAAGUUUUCCCAAUUGGAUUCUUGAAAUUGAAAGAGAAUUUUAGUUA